AUGAAGCUCUCAUCGACGUGGGCUAUCGCCUGUCUAGCAGCUCAGGCUGCUGGUGCUGCUAUUAGCCAUUCGCUCAAUGGGUUUAGUAUCACUGAACAUCCGGACCCUGUUAAGAGGGCUUUGCUGCAGAAGUUUGUCAGUUGGGAUGACAAGUCUUUGUUCGUCAAUGGCGAGAGGAUCAUGUUGUUUAGUGGUGAAAUACACCCCUACCGUCUGCCUGUCCCAUCUCUAUGGAUUGAUGUCUUCCAGAAAGUCAAGGCUCUUGGUUUCAACUGCGUUUCUUUCUACAUUGAUUGGGCCCUGCUCGAAGGUAAGCCCGGCUCUUAUAGUGCCGAGGGAAUCUUCGAACUCGAGCCAUUCUUCGACGCCGCCAAGGAGGCCGGUAUCUAUCUUCUCGCUCGUCCUGGCCCCUAUAUCAAUGCUGAAGUAUCUGGGGGUGGUUUCCCUGGCUGGUUGCAGCGUGUCAAUGGAACACUGCGCACUAGUGAUGAGGCCUUCCUCAAGUCAACAGACAACUACAUGAAGAAUGUCUGUGCAACCAUUGCCAAGGGCCAAAUCACCAACGGUGGUCCUAUCAUCCUCUUCCAGCCGGAGAAUGAGUACAGUGGUGCCGUUGGCAUCGAUAACUUCCCCGAUGGUGCCUACAUGCAGUAUGUCGAGGACCAGGCUCGCGACGCCGGUGUUGUCGUUCCUCUGAUCAGCAACGAUGCAUGGGCUGGUGGCCACAAUGCUCCUGGGACUGGCGAGGGAGCUGUCGAUAUCUACGGACAUGACAGCUAUCCCCUCGGCUUUGAUUGCGCGAACCCUUCUACCUGGCCAUCGGGCAAUCUGCCCACUGACUUCUAUACCACGCACAUGAAACAAAGUCCUUCCACUCCCUAUUCUCUGAUCGAGUUCCAAGCUGGAGCAUUUGAUCCUUGGGGAGGUGUUGGUUUCACGAAGUGUGCUGCUCUUCUGAACCACGAGUUCGAGAGAGUCUUCUACAAGAACAAUCUUAGCUUCAAGGUUGCAUUCCUGAAUCUUUACAUGAUCUUCGGUGGUACCAACUGGGGUAACCUUGGCCACCCAGGAGGCUAUACUUCCUACGACUAUGGCUCCCCGAUCUCCGAGUCUCGCAACAUCACUCGUGAGAAGUACAGCGAGCUCAAGCUGAUUGGAAACUUUGCCAGAGUAUCCCCAGCCUAUUUGCUCUCCACCCCGGGAAGCUUGACCACUUCCAAGUACACCACGUCCUCUGACCUGGCUGUGACUCCCCUGCUCGGAGGUAACAGCACGAAGUCAUCCUUCUUUGUCGUGAGACACAGUGAUUACUCGAGUCAGGCAUCUGUCGACUAUAAGCUCAAGGUUCCUACCAGUGCCGGCCAGCUUACUAUCCCCCAACUGAGCGGUAGCCUUACUCUCAGUGGACGUGAUUCCAAGGUCCAUGUGGUUGAUUAUGAUGUGGCGGGUACAAACAUCCUCUACUCCUCUGCCGAGGUCUUCACCUGGACCAAGUCUGGCAAAUCCAAGGUUCUUGUGCUGUAUGGUGGUCCUGGCGAGCACCACGAGUUGGCUGUUUCUUCCACAUCCAAGCCCUCCGUCAUCGAAGGUUCCUCGUCCAGCAUCACCACUAAGCAGGUGGGCAAAGCUGUUGUCAUUGGCUGGGAUGUCUCGACCACUCGUCGCAUUGUGCGAGUUGGAGACUUGAAGAUUCUUCUCCUGGACCGCAACUCAGCUUACAACUACUGGGUUCCCCAGCUUCCAAGCAAGGGCACUUCUCCCGGAUACAGCUCCCAAAAGACAUCUGCUUCCUCGCUCAUCGUCAAGGCUGGAUAUCUUGUGCGCACGGCCUAUGUGCAGGGAAGUGACCUUCACCUUACUGCCGAUUUCAACGCCACCACACCCAUCGAGGUGAUUGGAGCCCCAUCCAACGCCAAGAACCUGGUGAUCAACGGCAAGAAGACAGAUGUCAAGGUCGACAAGAACGGAAUCUGGUCCAGCAGUGUUAAAUACACUGCACCCAAGGUUCAGCUCCCGACUCUGAAGAACCUCAAGUGGAAGUCCAUCGAUACUCUACCUGAGAUUCAAAACUCUUACGAUGACUCUGCUUGGGUUUCUGCAGACCACACCUCCACCCCCAACACUGCCAAUGAGCUGAAGACCCCGACCUCGCUGUUCGCCUCCGACUACGGUUUCCACACUGGCUAUCUCCUCUUCCGCGGCCACUUCACUGCCACUGGCGAGGAGAAGUCCCUUUUCCUGCGUACCCAGGGCGGCACUGCAUUCGGAAGCUCUGUAUGGUUGAACGAAACCUACGUAGGAUCCUGGGGCGGCAUCUCCAUCAACGCCGACAACAACGCCACAUACACCCUGCCCACCCUGACCAAGGGCAAGUCAUACGUGUUCACUGUCGUGGUUGACAACAUGGGUCUGGACGAGGAUUGGACCGUCGGCACGGACGACACCAAGGAUCCCCGGGGAAUCUUAGAGUACAAGCUCUCGGGCCGAUCCGCCAGUGACAUCACCUGGAAACUAACCGGCAACUUGGGCGGCGAGGACUACCUCGACACAGCUCGCGGUCCUCUCAACGAAGGAGGUCUCUACGCAGAGCGUCAAGGAUUCCACCAACCCCAGCCACCCAAGGACUGGAAAUCAGGAAGUCCCUUCGACGGACUCUCAGCACCAGGAAUCAAGUUCUACACCACCAGCUUUGAUUUGAAUAUCGAGAAGGGCUGGGAUGUCCCACUGUACUUCAACUUUGGAAACGCCACUUCUACCGGACAAGCUGCUGCGUAUCGCGCUCAGCUCUACGUCAAUGGAUACCAGUACGCUAAGUAUGUGAACAACAUUGGUCCCCAGACGAGUUUCCCUGUCCCAGAGGGUAUUCUCAAUUACCGGGGUACCAAUUAUUUGGCGCUGAGUCUUUGGGCACUUCAGAAGGAUGGGGCUCAGUUGGAGAGCUUCGACUUGGUCCAUACUACUCCUGUGUUGACUGCGAUGAAUGAGGUGGAGCCGGCUCCUCAGCCGAAGUAUGAGAAGCGCAAGGGGGCUUAUUAG
Penicillium salamii is the source of this 3036-nucleotide messenger RNA. Lineage: Eukaryota; Fungi; Ascomycota; Eurotiomycetes; Eurotiales; Aspergillaceae. The record is from the annotation of a GenBank genome assembly.